Molecule: messenger RNA, 585 nt
Organism: Komagataella phaffii GS115
Lineage: Eukaryota; Fungi; Ascomycota; Pichiomycetes; Pichiales; Pichiaceae
Exons: 1
Coding region: 1-585 (194 amino acids)
Biological process (GO): cellular response to oxidative stress
Source: RefSeq, a predicted model, not a curated record
AUGAGCUCCGCUUUACUCCAAUCUGUUGUUGCCCGUAGAACUAACUACAACUUGACCAACAAGUCACCAAUUUCCCAAGAGAAAAUUCAGGAAAUUGUCAGAACUAUAGUUAAGAAUUCCCCCACCUCAUUUAACGUACAAAGCAUCAGGGCAAUUGUUGUGACCCCAGAGAAUCAUCAGAAACUUUGGAGCAAAGCCGCUGAACUAGCAAAGGCGGAAGAUUCUCCAUAUACUUCUAAACUAGAGCUCUUCUCCAAGGCUUACGGAACCGUGUUAUUCUUCGACCAUUUGCCCACAGUAGAGGGAUUGAAAAAGAAUGUUCCAGAUUUAUUCCACAGCGAGGUCCCAUUAUGGGCUGCCAACUCUAACGGUUACGCUCAAAUAUCAACCUGGGCUGCCUUUCACGAGGAAGGUCUAGGAGCUUCUUUACAGCAUUACCAUCCAUACAUUAUCAAUGCUUCCAAGGAGAUUGGUAAUGCCUUCCCUGAAGGUUGGACUCUAAGAGCUCAAUUGGUCUUCGGUGAGCCAACCAAGGAACCCCUUCCUAAGACUUUCCUUGAAGAGGAUACUGUUCUGAUUUACUAG